This is a messenger RNA of Fusarium fujikuroi IMI 58289, 765 nucleotides long. RefSeq lists its product as uncharacterized. The transcript has a single exon. NCBI's taxonomy places the organism in Eukaryota, Fungi, Ascomycota, Sordariomycetes, Hypocreales, Nectriaceae. The record is from RefSeq and is a predicted model, not a curated record. The coding region runs from base 1 to 765 and encodes 254 amino acids.
AUGACAACCCCACUUCAACUUCUCGAGACCCCCGACGGUAUUUCAUUCUACCACCAAGGGGAAGAGGAAGCUCGUUGGAUCUUUGACGAGAUUUUCACUCAGCGAUGUUAUGAUACAGUGAAACUAUCUGGAAAGCCCGUUAUCAUCGAUGCGGGCGCUAACAUUGGGUUGUAUACUCUUUUCGCCAAGAAAAACUAUCCAGACGCGCAGGUGCUGGCUUUUGAGCCCGCUAGAGAAAGCGGCUCCAUCUUUAACCACAACAUGUCACUACACAAAUUAUCAGGUGUAGAGCUUCACGAGUGUGCUCUUGGAUCCAAGAACGAAACGAAGAUGUUGACCUUCUUCCCUAAUACCUCUGCCUUCUCAACAAUUUGCAGCGACGGAGGGAAAGAAUUGUUGGAUCUUAUCGCCGACAAAGUCAGUAAUGAAAUUGCAGAUAGAAUGAGAGAGAAUGCACGAGAAGCGCCGGUUCCCGUUAGAAGACUUUCCGAAUUCCUGAGAGAUCGGGGCGACAUUACGAAAGUCGAUUUACUGAAGAUCGAUAUCGAAGGAGGGGAGUUGAACGUCAUCAAGGGGCUUGAUGAAGACCACUUGUUGUCAGUUAAGAACAUCGUCAUGGAGCUGUGGAGUCCUGAUGGACAACUUGAAGCUAUGCAGAAAUUUCUGGAGGCAAAAGGGUACACCGUCACGACAACCCUGGUUCCUUGGAAAUCGGGACAAGCUGAGCAGUUGAAAAUGUACAUGUUGACAGCUGAAAGGUUCUAG